AUGAACCCUCAAUUUAACUCAUACUCAUCUAAAUCAUCAAUUAAACCUGGUCAGCAAUCGUCCCUCUCGUCAGCUAAGGUGCUAGGAUCUCAUGGAAUAGCUACGGCUCAUCAACAACACACAGAAAACCGAGGGUCAGCUAAUGGGAAUGAUAAAUUACAUCCUAGUGGAAAGUCAUCGUAUUUUGAUUCUAGGCGUCAGUCGAGCUCACAUUUCCCAAACGGGAAUGUCGACUUAGUUAUAAGUGGAUCCAUUUCUCCCAGCGGGGCAGCAAACGAGGCUCAAAGUCAAACUCGGCACGCUGACGAUCAUCGCAGUCCUGCAAACAUAAGUUUGCCCUCUCAACGCGCCACAUCUUUUCCCGGGGACCACCCCUCUCUUGGUCCAAGAAGCAAUCCCGAAUCAGGAACAUCAAAUCAACCACAGUAUCACAGUAUGGCGCAGCAGAUUCCUGGGUCACUUCAACCAGGACGACCGGGACUGACGUCUCUAAACUCGACUAGUUCUGGGACUACCAAUACCCAAACAGUAUCUCUAGAUCACUUUUCAACUCCUGCAAGACCAUCAGGCUCAGGCCUCACUCAUACAUAUACACGUUCAAGUCCAGCUGGGUUUGAAAGCCACAUGUACACACCAUUUACACCCAAGACACCUCAAAAUAAUGAACAAUUCAGCUCUCCUACGAAUCAGAAUUAUACCCCCCAAAAUUCUCAACGAGUUGUAUCCAAUACCCCACUCGGCCUUGCAGAUAUCAGGCCUCGUGCAGACUCAGGAGUAUCUGAGGGCCUGUCUGGAGGUAACUAUUUUUCAAAUGACGUUGUCGAUCCAGGGCCAAAAACUAGCAACUACCAAGCACCAUGGGCUUUAUAUGCAUUCGACUGGUGUAAGUGGCAGGUACAAGGCGAUGAUGCAGGCAAAGUAGCCGUGGGUAGUUAUCUUGAAGAUAGUCAAAAUUUUAUUCAAAUUCUUGACUCACACAUUACUCCCACACCGCCUGAAUUAUACAAGCCUGGUGCAUCAAAGUAUACUCUCGACUUUGUCAAGGUCGCAGAAGCAACACAUUCUUAUCCCGUGACGCGCCUCCUUUGGGAGCCACCAUCAUCCCAAAAACAAUCAACCGAUUUGCUUGCAACUUCUGGUGAUCAUCUUCGACUCUGGUCUCUUCCAUCCGAAAAUCCCCCCAAACCGCAGGGAAAUUUGAUUUCAAGGUCCACAAACCACAGUCGAGAUGCUGCUGUCGGAAAAAUCACUCCUCUAGCUCUAUUGUCUAAUUCGAAAACUCCAGAUCAUACUGCCCCUUUAACAUCUUUAGAUUGGAAUACCAUCUCACCUAGUCUUAUCAUAACAUCAAGUAUAGAUACAACAUGUACGAUUUGGGACAUACCAACGCUAACCGCGAAGACACAGCUCAUAGCUCAUGAUAAGGAAGUGUUUGACGUUAGGUUCUGUGCUAACAGUAUUGACGUAUUUGUGAGCUGUGGCGCGGAUGGUAGUGUGCGAAUGUUUGAUCUUCGAAGCUUGGAACACAGCACAAUAAUCUAUGAGCCCAGCUCCAAGGACGAGAAAGAUAGCAGCGCCAAUGGUGGUAGAAUCAGCCCAACAUUGGCCCAGCAAACCAUGUCAUAUGCACCGCCCUUACUGAGGCUUGCCACUUCUCCACAUGAUACACAUUUGCUAGCGACAUUCUCUCAGGACUCUAAGAUUAUCAGGAUCCUCGAUGUACGGCAACCAGGCCAAGCACUACUUGAGCUGAAAGGUCAUGCAGCAGCUAUCAAUUGUAUAGAAUGGUCGCCAUCUCGAAGAGGUACUCUGGCUUCAGGCGCCGAUGAUUCGCUUGUGUUGAUUUGGGAUCUCCUUAAUCAGAAUAUUGCACUUCCACGAAUGGGACAAACAGCUAAUGGUCAUGAUUUGUCCGAUAAUUCGCGUGGACCCUCUGCAGGCUGGCAGUGUGAAUAUGAAGUGGCCAAUGUUAGUUGGGCGCCUCAUAGCUCUCUAGAUAACGACGGUGGUGAUUGGCUUGGGGUCAGCGGCGGGAGAGGUAUCUGGGGCGUUCGGUUAUAA
Molecule: messenger RNA, 2061 nt
Organism: Blumeria graminis f. sp. triticale
Lineage: Eukaryota; Fungi; Ascomycota; Leotiomycetes; Helotiales; Erysiphaceae
Source: the annotation of a GenBank genome assembly